GUUCACAAACUCUGGCUCCGCGCGCCCGCUCUCGUGCGUCAGCGCGCAGCCCCGUAGGAGACGUCAUGAGCGUCUUACUACCCAACAUGGCGGACUUUGAUACCAUUUAUGAGUUGGAAGACGAAGAGGAUGAGCACGUAGUGAGUGAGGAACACUUGCCCAGAUACUGUCCGGAGCCCGUGGUGAUGCGAGGGGCCGGGCACAUCACAGUGUUUGGACUGAGCAACAGAUUUGACACAGAAUUUCCCUCUGUUCUCACGGGAAAGGUAGCGCCAGAGGAAUUCAAAACCAGCAUCAGCAGGGUGAAUGCUUGUUUGAAGAAGAACUUGCCUGUGAAUGUGAAGUGGCUUCUUUGCGGCUGCCUGUGCUGUUGCUGUACAGUAGGCUGCAGUCUAUGGCCUGUUAUCUGCCUCAACAAGAGAACGAGACGGUCUAUUCAUAAGUUGUUAGAGUGGGAAAAUAACCGAUUAUACCACAAGCUGGGUCUGCACUGGAAACUCAGUAAAAGAAAAUGUGAAAGCAGUAAUAUGAUGGAAUAUGUAAUUCUUAUAGAAUUCUUACCCAAAUAUCCUAUAUUCCGACCGGACUGAGGAGGCUGUUACUGUAAAAGACUGGAUGCGUGGCCCUUGAAUCUUAUCCUUAGUGCCUUGUAUAUACGGUAUGUCGGAAUAAGGGUCUGCACCAAUGUCUCUCGUGAUGACCCUGUACAUCUCCCUGUACCUUGUACUUUAGAAUUUGCAACACUGUCACUUUGCUUUAGAGCAGAUUUUGCACAUAUUUCUUCCUGACAGAACUAGACAUGUCCCCUUUGUUGCACUCGGAUGUGUUUUUUGUGACAAACAAGUGAAACCCUCAAAAAGUGCAUUAACCCCAAAGAACCUUCAACCUGGAUCCCAUCUAUUAUAUCAGUAAUCCCUUGCAAAGAAUGUGAUGCCUCCACCUUCCUUAACUAUCCUUGCCUUAUGUAUGAUUUUCUUUUUAUAACUACAUGUAAGAGAAGUGGGAAGGCACUGGGUAAUUCAACAAGUCUGUAGAUUCAAAUGCUGUUUGUUGGGUUUCCUCUCUUCGAAUCCAGUUCUUUGCAAGUAGAUGGGAUGGUUGAAAUUGCCUAACGUACAGUGUACGCCAUCAUCCUGUGUUAACUCUUUACAUUUGACCCUCUGUAUAUGGGAACUAGCUAGUAAUAACUUGACCUGUAAAUACCAUGUUUUAGAAUAAGCUGUACAGUGGUAUACCAUUGUUUACAUUAAGUUACUUAGCUCAUUAGUUUUUUUGCCAAUAUAUUGCUGUACCAUAGUUUUAAAUAAUGAAAGAUGUCUAUGUACCUUUCUAGUUUAUAUGGACCUGUUUACCUUGUAAGCCAUAUAGUUACAAUGUACAUGAUGCCAGAGUUAGGACUGAUUAUUGCACUUGAGCCCAGUAGAAAGUCAGGAUUUCAGACGGUGAUGCAUCCUGAAGAUUCAUCCACAGCAGUGCAUGUUACCAUGUGGUCUUUGCCAAUAAAGAUGACAUUUAAUGAGUUGUCAUCCAUUAAAACUGGAGAUGGUUGCAUCUCUAAUGUGCAGUUGGAAGAUUAUGAUUUAAACCCAUCUCUUCCACUCAUCUAUUUAAAAAAAAAAAAGAAGUUUAUCCCAACUUUGCAUUAUUUUUUUUUAAUGAUUUGUACUUUUCCCUGUGCUGUGUUUACUCCUGAUGUGUUAGGAAGCACAUACGUCUACAGUACAUGGCGUAUCGAGCAGAUGGUUCUUUUGUUUCAGUCAUUCUGUCCAGUGUUAGUAUUAUUUUCCUGAAUCUUAUUGAAGAGAUUGCUGCAUUGUGUUUUAUUGGAGUGCCUCUGGAAUAGUCGGUGAACACAGAGAAGACAGGUUGAAAUCUGUUCUCUUGUACAAAGGAGAUUUUAAGUCCUCCUCCCUGUAUUGUC
Perca flavescens (yellow perch) is the source of this 1921-nucleotide messenger RNA. It is a transcript of the gene chic1, whose product is annotated as cysteine-rich hydrophobic domain 1. The record is from RefSeq and is a predicted model, not a curated record. The transcript has 6 exons. Bases 66 to 590 code for a protein of 174 amino acids. NCBI's taxonomy places the organism in Eukaryota, Metazoa, Chordata, Actinopteri, Perciformes, Percidae.